CUGGUGCCCCGUCAUUCUAGCCUUCUAGUGGUCAAAUACAAACAGGCCCGGUGUCGGUAUCAGGUCCAUGUCCAUUUCAUGUGCUGGACCGGGGAAUCAACACGACGUUUAGCCGCUGGUACCGUGUUCCUGGUUCCGUUUCGCCCAGACCUUGUGGCGGUCCUUCUCAAGGGGGUGGAGUCCUUUCUCCAGCAGUCAUGUCAGGCUUCAACCUGCUGCACCUAAUAACCAAGAGUCAGCCGGUGUCCCUGAGGUCCUGCAGCCUUCCUUCAGGAGCACGCAGGACCAAGAAAACCUGGCCAGUGAGUUUCUCCCAGGAGGAACUGAAGAAACGCCUCACCCCGCUGCAGUACCGUGUUACCCAGGACAGAGAGACAGAGAGUGCCUUUACAGGAGAGUUUACGCAUCAUAAAGAUGAGGGGACCUACACCUGUGUUGUCUGUGGGACCCGCCUUUUUAGCUCCAAGUCUAAGUUUGACUCAGGCUCAGGUUGGCCUUCGUUCUCUGACCUGAUGAAUGGAGAGUCCAUCACUCUGUCAGAUGACUUCUCCCAUGGGAUGCACCGAGUGGAGACGACCUGCAGCCAGUGUGGAGCACACCUGGGACACCUGUUCGAUGAUGGUCCAAGGCCCACAGGAAAACGUUACUGCAUUAACUCAGCUUCACUGGCUUUUCAGCACGAAGACGACUGCUGUUCCUCCUCCCCCUUCCCUGAGGGUAAAGCAGCCAGUAGCUCUGAGAAUGAUGGAAAGACUGAACCCUGAACGAAAGCAGCACAGACCCAUCAUCAAGUCACUGGUCAUGUGUGCUUUGGAUGUGUAGUUUCAUACCAGAAACCAAAAACAAUUAAACCAGUGACAUAUUCUGUGUAAAUAACUUUAUUUGUGCUUUCCUCCAUCAAAGCAUCACUGGGAGUCAGUGGAUCUUGUAAUGAAUCAAAUAGAGGGUAAAUUGGAUUAAAUAAAUUGCUUAAGAGCUAUUUAUUUCUAUUAUCAUUACUUGUGACCACUAGCUGUAAUACUCUCUUAAUUAUAGAACAUCACCUUGCUUGGUCUUAGGAUGAUUAAUUAGAAGGUUCUAGGAUUUUUUAAUUAUUAAGGGAUCGUUCACACUUCGUUUAUGAUUCAAGAACCAGUCAGUGUUUGCAAACAAAUAAUCAUUUAUUUUACAAACAAUUAAGACUUGACAGAUUGUUUAAACUAUUAUGUGAGUGGAUGCAAACUAAAAGAUGGGUGUCUGGAAACUGUGUGAAUAUAGUGUUAGAGUCGAAAUCUCCGUAUCCCAGAUAGGGGUGCGUUCUGGUUAUAAAAGAAUUUGGUUUGCAGAUAAGCUAUAAGCUGUUAUUUAUCAAACUGCAUACAGAUGCUAUCUGUGUGUCUAUAUUACCGUAGAUGCACCCUCUUGGUGAAUCCGAAGGUCAGAGUGGUGGGAUGACCGCUGGCACCGGAGGGCUGUAGAGUACUGAGGUGCCGUCCUUUCAGCCCUAGAGAUGUGUCUCGGGUCACGACAGAUGGAUGGAAACCACACGUCUUAAAAUAACUCUGAAGGAGUUUUGCAAAAUCAGCUUUGUUCUGCAGGAAAACUAUCUUGUUGUUCAGCUUCGCAGGUGAAAAAAGCUUUAAGGUUUUGACAGCGUGUCAAAAUCUUUCUGAGCUAGAGAUUUGCUAAGAGAUGGCCAGUCUCCAGCUUUCUCUCCCGACUGACGAGAAAGCAGAGCGGCUGGUCUAUAUACCCGCUGUUAUUUAUAACCAAACUUACCAAGAAUCUCAGAAACACACGCUCUGAGACGCAGAGUCUCUGAGUCUAGGGACAAGGUUAGUUAUGUGUCAUGCGUUCUUAUCUUAACCUUACUGUCUGGUGUGAGCAGAUGGUGAUGACCUAAUCCAGUAAACAUACUUAAACAAUCCUUGAGUACAGAUUCAUGAACCUUUUAUUGCUUAAUUAUACGUGACAAUAUGUAAUGGUUUUUAAUCAUAAAAUCUUCUUUCUUCCAUGACUAUUUUGAAAUAUAAAGUUACUUUUCAUUAUGAAAUCUUCUUUCUUCUGGGAAUAAAGAUUUAUCUAAAACAAUUCUCUUGUGAACGGCGUUGGCUGCUACUGUUCAUAUGAAACUGUGCUCAGCUGAUGAAGUCAUCUGAUUAAAAUGCUGAGUUGUGCAGACUCACGGACUCCUGACAAGGGAAGAUACAGCAAAACAUGUAGUAGCCAGGGUUAUUUGCUCUGGCUGCAUAUGACCUGUGGGAUCUUUAAAAUCAGGCCAUUUGGUGACGUUACAUCUCAACUCUGCGUUUCUAGUCUAAAAUUUCCUUACAAAAGGCAAUGAACCCCCUGAGACUGCCUUAUGCUGACAUGUGUGAAAUGAUGAAAACUGUAAAGGCAUUUGGUUUACAGUGAAGAUGUUCCAUACCGCGACCUGUGUGCAGACCAUGUGUUUUCAGGUUCCCACUAAUAAACGACUCCGAGCCACCACAAGCCUUGGUUAGUGAUGCAGUGGCUGGGAUCUGUUCAAAGGGUUUCAAACAAACACAUUUGUUGUGUUUAUGAAUAGUCACUUUGCAUUCAUACAUUUGUAUACAUUGUAUUCUCCCCAAAUAGAUGCAAAAAUCAAAACAACCACUAGUGGCUCAUUAAGGUUACCGUGGUAACGUUCAGAAAUAGCCUUUAUUGAACUUUAUCAAUUGAUGCUGCUGUGAACAACCCUCAGGAAACCCACUUAGGGAUGUUUUACCCAGACAGAAACAGUGAUCUGUUCAUGUCAAAGUUUUCCUAGAGGGAGCAGCCAUCAGCAAGCCCACAUGACCAGAGCCUCUGUAUGUGUGUGCUUCACAGAUAAUUAUGAACUUAAGUGCACACGAUAAAGGCUAUGACUUUUAGGGGAUUUCUGCUUGCAGGAGCUGUAUCAUGUUUAGAUGGGAGCUUUUGUGUGUGUGUGUGUGUUUUCUUAAGUUAUUCUGCAGCCCAAUGGGGUGAGGCAAUGUUUGUAUUUGUAAUAUUCACUUAAUAAAAUAUUUAAAAAGAUAAAAAAAAUAGCUUCUUUUUUUGCCACACUAAAUCCAUUUGGGUGCACACUUCCUAACUAUAAUGCAGCUGCAUUUCCUGAUAGAAAACAAAAUUUGUCCUGUAGUUUAAAAUCUAGUGUAUAAUUUAACACUAACUGGUGUUUGCAGCUCAAAUUACUUAGGAAAUGAAGCUUCACACAGCAAUGACAUACCAAUGGACAGCAGCACUGGACUUUUAGAAAUGUGUAAGUCCUGUUGGUCAUGUGUUAAUUACAUAGUCAGGUUGAUGCUGGUUUUCAGACAAGGUUCAUGUCAGCAAAGAUUUUACUUUUAUUUUGUCUUACAUAUCCUGACAAUUCUUACAAAGCAAGUCAAUCAUUGAUGAAAAAUGCUGAGAAACAUUAUAUAACAGGUCUAGUGACAUUAAAAUAGCACAGAACCCUUGUUAAAAAUAAAUAGGUUUUGGUUUAAUAUCAGAACUGCUACAAAACUCUUAAAAUGUCAAACUAAGAACUAGAUCCCUCACCCUUUAGACGGUUUCUAUAUUCAUUACAUUCUCCAACGCAGUGCCAGUUAAAACAAGGGAGCGGGAAAAAAGCAUAAAUUUAAGGCACAGUUGGAUCAUCCGCUGCAAACUGCAGCCAUCGAACACAAGAAAUGUGCACCAUCUGUACAAUUUUACACAGCAAAACCUAAAUCCAGGUUUUUAUUCACUGCAUUAAAAUAACUCAAGUUGCUGUUUCACAAGCUCAAACACAAACAGGAAGUUAUUUAUGCCUCCAGUCCUUGCCCUGGAUUUAUUAAUAAAACUUUCUUU
Messenger RNA from Nothobranchius furzeri (turquoise killifish), 3816 nucleotides. It is a transcript of the gene msrb3, whose product is annotated as methionine sulfoxide reductase B3. Gene Ontology annotation, molecular function: peptide-methionine (R)-S-oxide reductase activity. Gene Ontology annotation, biological process: protein repair; response to oxidative stress. Lineage: Eukaryota; Metazoa; Chordata; Actinopteri; Cyprinodontiformes; Nothobranchiidae. Gene Ontology annotation, cellular component: cytoplasm. The record is from RefSeq and is a predicted model, not a curated record.